GCACCACGACUUUCUUUAAAAACAUCAUCAUGAGUGUAAUUCUGAGGCACAACAAUGGAUGAUACCCAAGACAUUAGCAAGCUGGCUCUUGCACUGUCAGAUCUGGAAUUAGCCUUGCUUCUUUGUCUGGCUGCCCAGGAACACUGUCUAAUCGAGACCACAGAGAACAGCGUCGAUGACGUUGCGGCAGAGCUCGCCUUGAUAUGCUCUCACACAUACGGUCUGACCUAUGCAAUAGUAGACUUUUCAACCCUUGUCACUUUUGACGAUCUUUGCGACCAGAUCUGUCUUCGCAAUACAAGAAGAACUGUCGAUGCGCUUAUAGCAAAGAAUCUCGACCAUGCAAGUGAGAACAUGCAACUGCACGCUCUCAAGUUAAUGCACUCAAAAAGCCUCGUCGCAGAAAGUACCGUUAUCGAGGCCCCGGCGCAGUUCUUGUUCAUGCCUUUGGUCCUGCGCGACUCAGGACAAGUUCAGCCAAAACUAAAUUCCCACCUAAAUGACCAACUUAUCAUCUCCUACUUUCACGAUUCCGACGACGGGUAUGUCUACUUAGAAGACGACGACUGGCACUCUGAAGGACAGGCCUCCUUGUCUUCCGUGGUCCAUAAACCAGACAUUCAGAAACAAAACGGCCAUCCGAGCAUCGAUCGCGAUCUACUCAACAAAGUAUACCAGGCUAGCAAAACUGUAAACGCCAGCGCUGAGCUCGUGCGAUAUCAACAGGACAUUGCGGUUUUUCUCCGUCUCAGUCGUGCUGUGGCAGGGGGGAUUUCAGCACGAUCAAACAUCCACUUCGCAAAACUAGCAAGACUUCUCGCCGUGCUCCAUGGGCUCGACUAUCUUACGCCGUCAAUUAUAGCACUCGCUGCGAAGAAAGUCUUCCGCCACCGGAUCGUCGUGGCAAAGCCCGAGGACGACCGCAGUUUGCAGUACGGAAGCGACGUGAAGGCAGUAGCUGCGGUGUUGGAAUAUGCGACUCCAGACACAAUACUGGAGAGUGUGCUCACUUUGGACGCUCCUCUCUAGCCUUGACAGAAUCCUGUAGUAUCAAUGUCUCGGGCUUGCUUCAUUAUUAAAUUACGUUUCCCGUUAAUACCCAAAAAAAACACCACAUCAUUCAUAAAAAUAAUUAAAAGGUAUCCGCACCAGAUCUGGGACACCAACCGGAGUAUCGAAUGUUAAGGAUGAUUUAAACAAACCCGCCAGACAAAACUCGGCAGACACUCAGGG
Messenger RNA from Aspergillus ochraceoroseus IBT 24754, 1233 nucleotides. RefSeq lists its product as uncharacterized. The record is from RefSeq and is a predicted model, not a curated record. NCBI's taxonomy places the organism in Eukaryota, Fungi, Ascomycota, Eurotiomycetes, Eurotiales, Aspergillaceae. The transcript is spliced from 6 exons. Bases 55 to 1029 code for a protein of 324 amino acids.